CAUACCGACACAACACUCACACGCACUGUAAAACAAGAUAUUCCGGUGUCCUGCAGUAUGUCCAUAUAACCAUAGAGGAAGGACAGAGAAAUAACCUACAGGCGAAAUUUACCUUGCUGGUGAUUUCGAGACUUCCUAAACAGAGCAAAUAUGGGUUGUGUUGAGAGCUCAACUGAACCUCCUAAACAGCAAACCAGGGCCUCGGUCAAGCAGCCAGUCCGAAAUGGUUCAAAUCAGAGGAGGCAACAACAGAACACGGGCGCACCGCAGCAUGGGUCCCGGGUACAGAACGGCUCCGCAGUCCCCAAGAAAGUCACCAUGGACAUCGGUAUACAAACUGAAGGUGGUGGCUUCAUUCUAAGGCGACUGAGCAGUAGGAUAAAGCAGAAGAGAUCGACUAGGGAGCAGCGAGUUGCUGACCCACCGGUAGAUGAAGCUCUGCUCUUUGAUAUGCACCGUACGGUGGCCCUCAACCAUUCCCAUGUCUCCCUGUACAUUGAGCAAGCUUUAACCCUUCAAGAGAAACCAGGCGGAUUGGUCCGUAGAGGAUCCAGCAGGAGCAGGAAAGUAACACCUGGGAAAGUGGUAGCGACUAAGAGCUCUCGAGACGAGGGGAAUUCCGUCGAUGCAGGGCCUUUGUCAAAGAAAGAUAUUCGGUUGGUCCAGGAUUGCUGGAAACACGUGCAAAGAGAUUUGGCUUCCUUCGGCGUGAGACUGUUUGUCAGGCUCCUUGAUAAAAAUCCAUCCAUCGCUAAGUUGUUUCCGUUUGGCAAGCUGAACCUCACCCCGAAGCAACUGCAGAAUAAUCCGGACCUGAAAGCCCACGGUCUGAGGGUGAUGGAGACCAUUGGGACCGCCGUGGAGGGUCUGCAGGAUCUCGAACUCAUCGUUGCCAUCUUGAUGGACCUCGGUGAACGUCACUCGAUGUACGGCGCGAAACCAGAACACUUUUCGGCACUUUCUGAGGCGUUCAUGUACUCCCUCCGGAACGGACUAGCGCCGAAUGUAUUCAAUUCAGAAGUACAUGGCGCCUUCGGAAACACCCUGACGGUCAUUGAAGAAACUAUGUCCAGUAAAAUGGGUACCGACGGUGAAGGGCCUUUGUCUAAGAAGGAUAUUCGAUUAGUCCAGGAUUGCUGGAAACAUGUGAACAAAAAUUUGGCUUCCUUCGGCGUGGGGCUGUUUGUCAGACUCCUGGAUAAAAAUCCGUCCAUCGCUAAAUUGUUUCCGUUUGGCAAGCUGAACCUCACCUCGAAGCAACUGCAGAAUAAUCCGGACCUGAAAGCUCAUGGUCUGAGGGUGAUGGAGACCAUUGGGACCACCGUGGAGGGUCUGCAAGAUCUUGAACUCAUCGUUGCCAUCUUGAUGGACCUCGGUGAACGUCACUCGAUGUACGGUGCGAAACCAGAACACUUUUCGGCUCUUUCUGAGGCGUUCAUGUACUCCCUCCGGAACGGACUAGCGCCGAAUGUAUUCAAUUCAGAAGUACAGGGUGCCUUCGGACACACCCUGACGGUCAUUCAAGAAACUAUGUCCAGUAAAAUGGGGAAAUCCGUCGAUGAAGGGCCUUUGUCAAAGAAGGAUAUUCGGUUGGUCCAGGAUUGCUGGAAACAUGUGCAAACAAAUUUGGCUUCCUUUGGCGUGAGACUUUUUGUCAGGCUCCUCGAUAAAAAUCCAUCCAUCGCUAAGUUGUUUCCGUUUGGCAAGCUGAACCUCACCCCGAAGCAACUGCAGAAUAAUCCGGACCUGAAAGCCCAUGGUCUGAGGGUGAUGGAGACCAUUGGGACCGCCGUGGAGGGUCUUCAGGAUCUUGAACCCAUCGUUGCCAUCUUGAUGGACCUCGGUGAUCGUCACUCGAUGUACGGCGCGAAACCAGAACACUUUUCGGCACUUUCUGAGGCGUUCAUGUACUCCCUCCGUGACGGACUAGCGCCGAAUGUAUUCAAUUCAGAAGUACAGGGCGCCUUUGGACACACCCUGACGGUCAUUCAAGAAACUAUGUCCAGUAAAAUGGGGAAAUCCGUCGAUGAAGGGCCUUUGUCAAAGAAAGAUGUUCGGUUGGUCCAGGAUUGCUGGAAACAUGUGCAAACACAUUUGGCUUCCUUCGGUGUAGGGCUGUUUGUCAGACUCCUGGAUAAAAAUCCAUCCAUCGCUAAGUUGUUUCCGUUUGGCAAGCUGAACCUCACCCCGAAGCAACUGCAGAAUAAUCCGGACCUGAAAGCCCACGGUCUGAGGGUGAUGGAGACCAUUGGGACCGCCGUGGAGGGUCUGCAAGAUAUUGAACUCAUCGUUGCCAUCUUGAUGGACCUCGGUGAACGUCACUCGAUGUACGGCGCGAAACCAGAACACUUUUCGGCACUUUCUGAGGCGUUCAUGUACUCCCUCCGGAACGGACUAGCGCCGAAUGUAUUCAAUUCAGAAGUACAGGUCGCCUUUGGACACACCCUGACGGUCAUUCAAGAAACUAUGUCCAGUAAAAUGGGAAAUGAUUUUGACAAGAUUGAACCAAACGAGAAGGACUUGAAUGCGAACGAAGACGGCCCGAUAUCCACCCGAGACAAGAAACUCGUCCAGGGGUGCUGGAAGAUUGUACAAAAGGACCUCAUUAAUAUUGGUGCGGUGUUCUUCGUCAGGCUUUUAGAUCAGAACCAGUCAAUAAGAACUCUCUUCCCGUUCGGGAAGUCUCCACUACCGCCUCAGAUGCUGAAACGUAACCCGGACUUGAGGGCACACGGCCAGAACGUCAUGGAGACCAUAGGGGCUGCAGUCAGCGGGCUAGAUGAGCUAGGAGUGGUGGUGACCAUCUUAGAAGAACUUGGAAGCAGGCAUCGGAUGUACGGCGCUAAGCCCGAACACUUCAAGCCCGUUGUUGAAGCAUUGAUCUUCGCCUUGACGACCAGUCUUCCGAAGGAUGUCUUCACCUCCGAGGUUAAAGAGGCUUGGUUGUCUGUCUUGAAAGUAGUGAGCUCAUUAAUGGCCAAUCAGUUGGAGUGAAUAAGGUCACAUGCUCAAUCCGAGGUACAGGGAGCACCUCUUCGACGGUACACUCAUGAACACUAUUGGACGUAAAAUAAUUAAUGUGUAUACAACAUUUUAAUGAUUUACCUUUUAAACUUUCGUUUGUAUAUUAUGUCAACCUAUAUGUUUGCAUUUUCUGUUGAGUCAAAGUGAAGUUUGUUCAGGCCAAACGUCUACCUCUGAAUGGUACACAAAGGUAUGGGUAUAUUGAACCAAAGACCUUUGGUUUAACAUGCUAGGCGCUCUACCAACUGAGCUAUCUAGCCCUUUGUUUGCUGGCGCCCUAUGUUGUCAAAUGUGUGUCAGUCAUAAGCCAUGCAACCAUUAGCUGUCCAUUAGGGAUCACACACAUGUUAAACGAUACAACCUGGGAAGAUUUCAUGGGUGAGUUUAGUGAAAGUGGUCCACUUGUUUAAUUUGUGAUUUCAUUCUUGACGUGUGUAAAUAAUCCGUGCCGAAUGGGGCCAGUUUAACGUGUAGAUAAUGAUUACACGGGAAGUGUGAACUUAGUUUCUACCAUGGACACCUCAGUGUUCAGUGCAUGAAGUGAACUCAUCCCACCGUUUUAAAAAUCUGACAUUCGAAAACAAAAUGCACCCAAAUGUGCACACUCUUCUUGAAAUUACAACACUAAAAAAAAUUAUCUUUAUAAUAAACUGUAAAUAUUUGAAGGUUAUUGACCAGGAUCUCUGAGUCCAACUGGGUCAGGACAAAUUCAAAGUUAGUAUAACCGGACGUACUUUGACAUUGAAAGUUAAUCCGGAUCAAAAAUGAGUUUGGGGAACGAGUUUUGUAGUCGGAGUAUGAUCUGGAUGCAUUUAGUAUGCAGUCUGUUCCGGCUUUGUGACAUUAAACGGGGUUCCGGUAAGUUCCAACUCAAUGGUUCGGGUCAGUCUUAACUCGUUUAAGUGGAACCCAGCAUUCUUAGCUUACAUUGUUGGUUGUUGAAAACAAUGACGAGGAAUGACAUUGUAGCACGAGUUGUAAAAUAAUAAACAAAACAUUAAACAGCAUUUUUGUUUGAAAUAAUAUUUCCCUCUGAAUAAUCAAAUAAAUUGUAUUCUGAAAAAAAAAUUUUUUUUACAACUAACAAUUUCAGUUGUUUCGACCAAAUAAAGGACAAUGUGUAUGUGAAAAUGUGCAUAUUAUUUUAAGCUUUUUUUUAACACAUUUUAACAGGGAUGUAAUUUAAUGUAUGAUCACACAACACAUGCUAAAAAACAUGUCAUCUAAAUUCUGCACAAUAAACUUGUAAAUGGGUAUUAUAAUAUAAUAAUUAUAAUAAUUAUAUUCAAUUGUUUUAUAUCAGUAUAUAUAUAUAUAACAAGAGUAAUGAUUUUGUAUGUCCUUCCGUUAAGAACGGAUAUUAUAAUUAUGACAAUUUUCCUGAAAUAUUAUUCGUUUUACUAAACAUUUCUAAAUGUCGCUUUUACACGAAAAAUGUAUAACUGUUUUAAUGUUUCCUGUAAUAAAAUUAAAUAACUUUUUAGUUUUCACAUAAGGUAUAGAAAAUACAGUUUUUGAUGUACUAUACAGCAAAUGCUAUUUAUUUGAUAUCGUUAUCUAUAAGCAAGUAUAGGCCUAAUUCUGUCACAUACAAAUUUAUACCGUUGUUAGCUGUUGCAUUUGUACUGUUUUAGACUAAAUACUUUUAACAACGUUCAAUUUCAACAAUAUUUUUCAAUAACCAUUUUAUAUUAUUUCUAAUUAGUUUGUUGUGCUUAACUACUUUUGUAAGCAUCUCUGCGAAAUUGGGCCAAAGUUUACAUUUUUUUUUAUUGAGCCAACCUUUACAAAAAAAUUCUAAAGAAGUGCAGCCUAAAAUGCCUAUACAGCAGGUCAGCAUUCUCCUGGCUGAAGACAGGCAGAGUGGACUGGUCGAAACGUAUUUUUUUGCCAGAGCCAAGCACUCCUCCUGAAAUUGUACAUACCCACAAGAUACUCCAUAAUCAUAAGGGACUUGUCACAAUUCUUACAGGCAAUUCUACCGGCAAUGGUGACAACUGAUAGUCUAAUGAUGAUGAUUAGAAAACAUUCCUUGCAAUAUUUCUGUCUGAAAUGUCAUAUUAAUUGAUGAGAAAU
Molecule: messenger RNA, 5100 nt
Organism: Asterias rubens (European starfish)
Lineage: Eukaryota; Metazoa; Echinodermata; Asteroidea; Forcipulatida; Asteriidae
Exons: 14
Coding region: 151-2994 (947 amino acids)
Molecular function (GO): heme binding; oxygen binding
Source: RefSeq, a predicted model, not a curated record